CCUUGUUCCUUUUCUCCCAUAUUAAUAUUCAAUUAUUGCAUUGCAUUUCACAAUCCAACUAAACAAAAAAAAACAAAAAAAAAAUUAAAGAAGAAGAAAAAGCAACCACUUUCUCUUUUUCUUCUUCUUCUCGUUUCAUCCAUCUAGGUUUUUACAAACCAAAUUCUCGUAACUUCAGUUGCAUCCUUACCCAACUCAAAAAACCAAAAACAAAAAACAAAAAACAAAUCUUUAAGAAACUCGAGUGGUGAUAAGUUGUAAUCUAGUAUUUAGUAAUUAAGCUUGAUUGAAGUGUUUGAUAGGAGAACGUGUUUGUUGGGGUUUGGAAUCUUUGCAAAUAUCUUGGAUCUCUGAGCAUGACCGGGAACCAAGAGCAGUUUGAGAUCAAGUUUAGGUUGACAGAUGGUUCUGAUAUUGGCCCGAAGAGUUUUCCAGCUGCUACUAGUAUUGCAACAUUGAAAGAAAGUAUUCUUGCUCAAUGGCCAAAAGAUAAGGAGAAUGGACCAAAGACUAUAAAAGAUUUGAAGUUAAUUAGCGCAGGAAAAAUACUGGAGAACAACAGCACAGUUGGGGAAUGCCAGAGCCAGAACCCUUUAUGUGAUACACCCGGUACAGUUACAACAAUGCAUGUGGUUGUGCAACCACCUACUACAGACAAAGAGAAGAAGGCUGCAAGCGACGCAACACAGCAAAGAUGCGGUUGUGUUAUUUUAUAGCAUAAGAUCGAAUAGCAAAUGUCAUCAUCUUUCUUAGGUGGUUACGGUUAGAUACCUUUCGUUCGUUUUUCACACGUAAUCUGCGGCUUUCAAAUAUUUCCUCAUACACAAAUUAUUUGGCUGCAUACCUCAUAUUGUUACUACAGGAAAAGAGUAUUGUGGUUCUCUGUGACAGACAAAACAAAACUCUUGUACAAUUUUCAUAGAUGUUUUAUUUCUGGUCAUAGUCCUCAUAAGCCACUUACUGAAUUGAACUCUCUCUCUACAAGUUUACCAUUGUUGUAUUGUAUCUGAUGUGUAUUUUGAGAUUCUUGUUAUUAUACCUGUGCCUGGUGAAAAAUGUUUGCAGACUUAACUGUGUUGAAUAUUUGAAUGUGCUUUAUUUUGGGUUA
Molecule: messenger RNA, 1108 nt
Organism: Vicia villosa (hairy vetch)
Lineage: Eukaryota; Viridiplantae; Streptophyta; Magnoliopsida; Fabales; Fabaceae
Product: membrane-anchored ubiquitin-fold protein 1-like
Exons: 4
Coding region: 357-716 (119 amino acids)
Source: RefSeq, a predicted model, not a curated record